Ficedula albicollis (Collared flycatcher) is the source of this 5312-nucleotide messenger RNA. It is a transcript of the gene TTC7A, whose product is annotated as tetratricopeptide repeat domain 7A. Gene Ontology annotation, molecular function: protein binding. The transcript is spliced from 22 exons. NCBI's taxonomy places the organism in Eukaryota, Metazoa, Chordata, Aves, Passeriformes, Muscicapidae. The record is from RefSeq and is a predicted model, not a curated record. Bases 1 to 3030 code for a protein of 1009 amino acids. Gene Ontology annotation, biological process: protein localization to plasma membrane; phosphatidylinositol phosphate biosynthetic process. Gene Ontology annotation, cellular component: plasma membrane.
AUGUCGCGCAGCCGGGCAUGUGCGCGCCCCGCGGGCAGUGACAGGGCGCAGCGCUCCCGAGCGCGCUGCCGGGCGCAGGCUGCCGCCUUCCGCCCCUGCCCCAUCCACGAGGGACCGCCACGCUUCCUGCCCCGCUGCUCGAGCGGGAGCUGCGGUACGCUCUCCCCAGCGCCCGCUGCAGUUUAUGAGCUGCGUGUGUUCUGUGCCUCCCCUCGCACCACACGCCACAGCUGUUCCACGCUCGACACCUGCACAGCCGCGGCUUCGGCCUCUCCAGGUCACAGCCCUCGAGCAAACCUCGGCCCCGGGGAGCUGGGGGGGUUUGGCCCGUUCCUCACGCACCGCCGGGUGUCUCGUGGGGACCAACGGGCACAGAGCCCCGGGCUCCGGGUGACUUCCGAGGGCGGCGGCGGGGGAACGGCACUCCCGUCCCGUCUCGCCCAGGAAGGGAGCGAGGGGCCACACCCGCGGUGCCGGGACAGCCCCGCGCAGGUGGCGGCUGCGGCUCCGCGCCCGCCCUGGGUGCAGCCAGCCCGUUUGGGCUGCGGCCGGGCUGCCCCCAAGGAAAGCUCUCUUAGCUUCUCCGUACGUGUCAGGCUGGUUCCCUCUGCCCCAGCGCUCUUCCUGGAGGACCAUGGAAGUUUGCUGCUUGCAGAGGCUCUGCUGGAGGAAUGUUUGAAGGAAAACUUUGCCAAACUGAAGGACUCCAUUCCCCUGUCAGAGAAGAGUGAGCCCAAACUGAGUGAAGCUAAGGAAUAUCUGACCAGUAUCUUAAGCAGAGGGAAACUAAGACCAAAGUAUAUGACAGAAGCUAUGCUGAUCCUAGGAAAGCUUCAUUAUGUGGAGGGAUGCUACAGAGAUGCCAUCAGCAUGUAUGCAAAAGCAGGAAUUGAUGACCUUUCAACCAAAGAUGAACCUCUGUAUGUGCUGCGUAUGUUAACUGAAGCCUUUGUUAUUAAAGGUUUGUCACUGGAGCGCUCAACCAACUCGAUUGCCUCACGUGCUCGACUGUGUGAAAGGGAGGAGGAAGCCGUGGCUUGUUUUGAGAGGGCAUGUGUUAUUGCCCAGGUAUACUUGCAGGAGCUGGAGAAGACCUUAAACAACACACAUUCAAGGAGCAUCAAGGGCAGCCAUGUGACUUACUCUGAGUUUGAACUUUCCUAUUUUCUGGAAGCAGCUCUACAGAGUGCCUAUGUGACUCAGUUAAAGAAAGGAAAUAUCGUGAAAGGAAUGAGGAGUCUGCGAGAAGUACUACGGACUGUAGAAACAAAAGCUACUCAGACCUUCAAAAUGACUGCAGCCAAACAGUUAGCCCAAGUACUUCUCCAUUCCCUCAGUGAAGACUGUUACUGGAGCCCUUUAUCUGAUCCACUUCCUGAGUUCAUGAACAAGGACUAUCAGUCUUAUGUUAGCAAUCUUCUUUGUCGGAGUCCUGAGCUGUACUCAGAAGAGAAUGUGUACUGCCCUCAAGACAACGUAGAAGAGGCUCUUCUCCUCCUCUUAAUCAGUGAAUCCAUGGCGAACCGGGACGCAGUGAUCAGCCGAGCCCCAGAGCAGCAGGAUGACCGAGCCGUCAGCCUCCAGGAUGCCUCUGCAGUCUACGACCUCCUCAGCAUCACGCUGGGCAGAAGAGGGCAGUAUGUGAUGCUGUCUGAGUGCUUGGAGAGAGCCAUGAAGUUUGCAUUUGAUGAAUUUCACCUCUGGUACCAGCUUGCCCUGUCCAUGGUAGCUUGUGGAAAGUCGGCAUAUGCUGUGUCAGUGCUCAGAGAGUGUGCUAAACUGCGACCUACAGAUCCCACCGUUCCUCUUCUGGCUGCCAAGGUCUGCAUUGGGUCGCUGCACUGGCUGGAGGAAGGAGAACACUUUGCUAAAAUGGUGAUAGACCUGGGUGAGAAUGCUGGAGAAUCCCUAGCAAAGGGUUACCUGGCACUGGGCCUGACAUACAGCCUUCAAGCUACUGAUGCUACUCUAAAGAGCACUCAGGAUGAAUUAAACAAGAAAGCACUUCAGGCUUUGGAGAGAGCACGGGACCUGGCCCCUGAAGAUCACCAGAUCAUCCUCUACCUGUCACUGCAGCUGGCUCUUGUCAGACAGAUUUCAGAUGCUAUAGACCAUCUUCAAGAAGCCCUGCAACUGUGCAAAGAUGACAUGAAUUCACUUCAUCUACUGGCCCUCCUGUUUUCAGCUCAGAAGCACUAUCAGCAUGCACUGGAUGUUAUCAACAUGGCUGUUGUUGAAUACCCAGAAAGCUUUAGCUUACUCUUCACCAAAGUAAAACUGGAAUGGAUACAUAAAGGACCUGAAGAGGCUCUGGUGACAUGCAGACACAUGUUGCAGAUGUGGCAGAUGGUAUACAGUGUUUUACAGCACAGUGGCUCUGAGAAAGGAAGCAGUGUGACUGAAACACCAGUAAUCAAAAAGCAUAAUGGACUGCAUCUCACUCUCCCAGAUGCUCAUGACACUGAUUCUGGAUCACAACGAGCCUCUUCCCUUGCUGCAUCAAGACUGGAACAGGCCAUGUCUGAAAUAACUAUGCAGAGUAGCACAAUGAAGCAGGGACCUGUGAAGCUGUGGACAACUCUUGAACAAAUUUGGCUGCAAGCUGCUGAACUCUUCCUGGAACAGCAGCAUCUCAAAGAAGCAGGCUUUUGUACCCAGGAGGCAGCUAGUCUUUUCCCCACAUCUCAUGCUGUACUGUACAUGCGUGGGAGGCUUGCAGAGAUGAAAGGCAAUUUGGAGGAGGCUAAGCAAUUGUAUGAUGAAGCGCUCACAGUGAAUCCAGCUGGAGUGGAAAUUAUGCACAGCCUGGGCCUGGUGCUGAGCAGACUUGGGCGGAGGGAACUGGCCCAGAAAGUCCUCAGAGAUGCCAUCCGGAUCCAGACCACCAGCCACAUUGCCUGGAACGGCCUGGGAGAGGUCUUGCAAGCUCAGGGGAAAAACGAAGCAGCCAUUGAAUGUUUCCUUACUGCCCUGGAUCUUGAAUCCAGCAGUCCUGUCAUUCCGUUCACCGUCAUACCCAGGCAGCUCUGAAGCUUUUCCCUGCAGAUAAGCACUUUCAUUGCAUGGACAGACACCAAAACCAAGCAGACAAACAAAGAGAAAGCCCAACAGAAAAGUGCCAUUGUAACCUGGAUCUGGGAUAAGUAUUUCCAGGAUGGGGCUCAGGUCUACAGGCUUAGCUUAGACAAGCCAAACUGUAGAAGAAUUUGCAACAGGCAGAAACAGAGAAUGCCUUUUUUCUUCACAGGUGCCUGGCUAACCUCCUGUUCAAGUUAAUAGCAAAGGCUUAUUUCCAAGUGUUGGUUCAAGGUGACUGGAAAAAGACCGUGCUAGGGUACAGCUGUUCAAAGCACUUGCACCUUUCAGUGAUCAUUGAAGAUAAAACCCCCAAGCCCUGAAUUAAAGCCCAGACCUGCUCUAAAUAGGAGUAAAUUCACCAAACAACUUUAAGUUGUGUUUAAAUAUGUGGCUGUCUCCCCACAGAUCUGACAGGACAAGAAUGACAAUUGCACCAAAUAGACAUGCAAUAUAUGCUGUUUACAAAAUUAUUUCAUCUAUUUUGAUAAUCUUUUUUCCUGCCUUGCUUUUAUAUACUGUAUAUGCUCACUACAUUUAGUGUAGCACUUGUCUAGACCAAUUUAAAUUAAAAAUACUUUUUAAAAAAUAAAGCUGCUAUUGCAGUAUAAUUCACAAAAGCAGAAAGACCAAAGAUCAAAUCAGUUCACACUUGGAGUAGUAUGAAAAACACAUAAAUUAUCUCCACUUACAUAUUUAUUGAAAGGCCUUACAUGAAGCAACUAAUUAUAAUCUCUGAGCUUCAUUCUUAUUAAUCACCUAUUGCAUCAGUUUAGUGAGGAAUAUAGUGUUUACCAGUAUAUAGUGACUGAACUCUGUGCUCUACUGCAUUACCAUUCUGGCACAAAACAUUUUCAUAUCCUUUUUUUGAUGAUGCAAAGGAAGGCAGCGGUUUUUAAAGGGAAAGUGUGCUGAAGGCAGUAUGUGUGUAUAUGAAUUGCUUCUUCCUUAGAACUUCAUCUUUGGAUUGUCCAUAGAAAUUUCACAUUAGAGGUAUGGAGUUGAGCCUUCUGUAGCAUCAUUUUGCAUCUCCUAUCAGAUGCAAUAGUGAGGAGCCUCUGAUGCACACAGCCUCCCCAUGGCUCGCACGGCCAGGGAGGGGACACAGCUGGCACAGCUCCUGCUGAGCUGCUCCUCAGCUCUGCGUGACCUCCCCGGGGCUUUGGCAGCGAGGUGUCACACGAGAGCCAGCCCUGCCCCUAGGUAAAGAUGAUGCGGAAAUUUGCUGCACUUUCCUACAAAAAAAAAAAUAAAAAAAUAAAAAAGAGGUUGGGGCUUUGCACCCAUUUUUGUCCAAAGAAGAUUUGUGACUAUUUCAUAAGUAAGUUUGCACUAAAGCACACUUUGUACUAUAAUUGUGCCCAGUAUUGUGAUCCACAACUAGUUUGCUCUGGAAAUAAUAAUAUCCUCAGUCAAUAAAUAAGAUGGGGUUGUUUCUUACAGAGCCUGAGGCUCUGGCAGCAGACUUGAAGUCAGUUUUGUUUACAGUUAUUUGGAAUCUGCAGGCUGAUGGAGAGCUGGGCCCUUGUGCUGCUCCCAGCCCGCUCCAUCAGAGAGCUCCCGCCCCCAGCCUUCCCUCCCAGUGCCUGCACCGAGGGAAGCACUCUGCUCUCAGGUUCCUCGCAGCAGCCUGCUGCACUCCCAGGCCAAUAGUUUUAUUUUUUCCCCUUAAAUGAUGCAGAUGCAAUAGCCCAGCUUAUUUAUCUAUUCACUGAGGGAUUCCAGAUCUGAUCUAGGCUGAUUUCACUCCAGGUGGAAGCAGCUCAGCCGUGAAAGGUGCUCAGCCCGUGGGUUCUCUGGCUUUCCCAUGCCACACAGGCACCCAAAUGGACUUUUUUAGGCCAGGGCAGGUUUCCAAGGAGACGGUGUUCCCUGGCCGCAUUUUGAGCAGCAGCAGAGGAAGGAGUAGGUGUUGAAGCACCAGAAUUAAAGGAGUUUCAUGAAGACAAAAAGAUGCAGCUGAGACACGUUUUGCUGUGAAGGAUGCUGUGAAGUUGGCCCGCUCUGCACUGCAGGAGGGAGAGAGGGAAGGGGACGGGGAGAGAGGCUGUUGUUGACAUAGUAUGUAAAUUGUUACCCAGGUGUUUUAAACCCAGUUCCACAGUCAGAUGCAAUCUGACAAUAGACUUAAGCAGAGAUGUAUUUAGAUAGGUAGAUAGAUACUAUAUUCUGGUGUUUGUCCUGCUCCACAGUUCCCAGGGUGGGAGGAACCUUGUGUGUAGGACACAAAAGAGGAG